GUGUGGUGUGCUGGUUGUUGUCGUCCUUGCGGCAAAGACACGAUGUCACAGACGCAGAUGAUAUCCACCACACAGGUGUACGCGAGGCCUCGGCACCAGUUCAUGCCGAACUGGAUGCCUAGGAGUCAACAUGGGCACAAACAAUACUCGCAGAGUCAAGGAGGUCAGGUCAACGUGACGGCCAUACCCGUGGAAUUCGACGGGAAGCGGCUUCGGAAGCCGGUCGCUCGAAAGACUGUGGACUAUAACUCCAGCAUGCACGAGUGGCUCCAGGAGCGGCUAUGGCAAAGGGACCAUAGGGACAAACCUGCUCUCCAACCGGAUCCUGCGUACCAGAUGCGAAUGGUGACCCCAUCGAGCAUGGGCAAUGAUCCCUCAAAUGUCGUCACCUCGAAAUUCGUCAGGGCGGCGACAAACAAGAUGAAAUGCCCCGUUUUCUGCGUCACGUGGACGCCCGAAGGCCGAAGACUGAUCACAGGAGCAUCGAGUGGAGAGUUCACUUUAUGGAAUGGUCUCACGUUCAAUUUUGAAACUAUUCUCCAGGCACAUGACUUACCAGUUCGCUGCAUGACGUGGAGCCGCAACGAUCAAUGGAUGGUCACCGGGGACCACGGAGGUUACAUCAAAUACUGGCAGACCAACAUGAAUAAUGUUCGAAUGUUUCAAGGUCAUAAGGAGGCAGUUAGAGGAAUCAGCUUCUGUCCCACUGAUAUGAAAUUUACUUCCUGCUCAGACGACGGCACUGUUAGAGUGUGGGACUUCCAGAAAUGUGAUGAAGAACGUAUUUUGAGAGGACACGGAAGCGAUGUGAAGUGUGUCGACUGGCAUCCACAGAAAUCCUUGAUUGUUUCGGGAUCGAAAGACUCUCAGCAGCCCAUAAAGCUUUGGUGUCCCAAAUCCGGUCAGAGUAUAGCUACGAUACACGCGCACAAGUCGACCGUCAUGGACGCUCGGUGGAACCGAAACGGAAAUUGGCUGUUAACGGCUUCCAGAGAUCAUCUCAUAAAACUCUUCGACGUGCGAAAGCUGAACGUUGAAUUACAGACAUUCCGUGGACACAAACGCGAAGCUUGCACUCUGGCGUGGCACACUGUCCACGAGGAAGUUUUCGCCAGCGGUGGAUCGGACGGCUCCGUCAUGUUCUGGACGGUGGGUACUGACAAAGAAGUGGGCUCGAUGGAUCAGGCCCAUGAUUCCUGCGUUUGGUCGUUGGCGUGGCAUCCAGUAGGUCACAUACUCUGCACUGGAUCCAAUGAUCACACCAGCAAAUUCUGGACCAGGAAUCGACCAGGUGAUAAAAUGCGCGACAGAUAUAAUCUCAACACGUUGCCCAGAGGACUCGAUGAUCUCGAUGAAGACAUACCCGGCAUGCAUGAUCGAAAUGCAUCGCAGGACCCCUACAUCCCGGGGAUGGGAAUCGACGCCGAUCAGCUGGAAAAAUUGAGAGAGGGCUCUAUCCCGGGACUGGACGACGAUCGACCGCAGAAGAAGAUGCCGCACAGCAAGCCCAUCCACAAAGGCUUCCAACAACAAUGGAUGGAGAAUCGUGCACCGGUCAAUUUCAAAGACGGUGAAGGCAAACAGUCAUCGAAUUCGGCGAAACAGGACCGGUCCGAAGCUAAGAACGACCGAGUGCCUCCGCCUCCACACGUGAUGCAGCAAAUGCCCCCUGAUAUGCGACAACCUCCGCAGGACGGAAUGAUGCCUGGCUUGCAUAUGCCUCAUCCAAACUGGAUCGAAGGCGGUUUAUCCUUCUUGCCACCGCCAGGACCCAUGGGUUUCCCGAUGGGACCUCCUCCGUUCAUGAAUCAAGGCGGGCCCUUCCGACAUCCGCCACCGCCGAGACCUCCAGGGGACCAGUGGGGAGGUCCCCCAGACGGCUGGCGGCCGCCAGGGGAUUGGGAUGCGAACGGAAACGGCGACUGGGGUAGAGGACCAGGAAAUUGGAAUAAUAACAAUGGACCGCCGGGAGGAGGACCCCCGGGAGGAGGACCCCCGGGCGGAGGACCCAUGUGGAGAGGUCGCGGAAGAGGAGCUCCCCGAGGAAUGCGCGGAGGACCGAUGGGAAACAUGCAGCGGCGAGGCGGCAAUGGUACCAUGUGGAGAUAG
Galendromus occidentalis (western predatory mite) is the source of this 2109-nucleotide messenger RNA. RefSeq names its product WD repeat domain 33 (gene Wdr33). The record is from RefSeq and is a predicted model, not a curated record. Bases 43 to 2109 code for a protein of 688 amino acids. Gene Ontology annotation, biological process: mRNA 3'-end processing. Lineage: Eukaryota; Metazoa; Arthropoda; Arachnida; Mesostigmata; Phytoseiidae. Gene Ontology annotation, cellular component: mRNA cleavage and polyadenylation specificity factor complex. Gene Ontology annotation, molecular function: protein binding. The transcript has 9 exons.